Cercopithifilaria johnstoni is the source of this 216-nucleotide messenger RNA. The record is from the annotation of a GenBank genome assembly. NCBI's taxonomy places the organism in Eukaryota, Metazoa, Nematoda, Chromadorea, Rhabditida, Onchocercidae.
AUGUGUGGCAGAGUUGGAAGCUGGAUUCUUGUAACAAUAUUACUACUAUCUGCUAUCGUUACGAGGGCAGAAAUAGGAGAUGUGAAAGGUUCUGCAUUAGAUGAAAUGCAAGUCCUGCAAACAGAUAAUAUAGAAGUCAAAGAAGGCAAUGGAAAAGAGAUCGAAAAAAUGAAUGCAGCAGAGGCCACAGCAACGGAUAUAGCAAAACAAAUUUAA